UCCUGCGCCAACUUCAUUCAGGGGGAAGCACAUGCUGCAGACUCACCAGAGGGAGUAGACAAACAAAGCUCACAGUCCGGACUCAUUUCUUCCUGGUGGAUUACUUCUCUCAAGUCCCUUUUUUAGACAUGGAAACGUCCUUUUCUGUGAGCUCUCUCGUCCCGUCCCUGCUGCUCUCUCUCCAUCUGCACUGCAGCCUCCUCGCUUGGGCCGCAAUGGACUCCUGCUCCGACGAGGCCGGCGGCCCGAGCCGCUGCAUGCCCAAGUUCGAGAACGUCGCCUUCAAUCGCAGCGUGGUGGCGUCCAACGCGUGCGGCUCGCCGCCCGAGGACUACUGCAUGCAGACCGGCUCCACGCGCUCAUGCCACCGCUGUGACGCGUCCGACCCGGACCUGAGCCACAGUGCCGGCCUCCUGACAGACUUCAACAGGAACGAGGAGCCCACGUGGUGGCAGAGCCAGUCCAUGUACUACGGAGUCCAGCACCCGAGUUCUGUCAACCUCACCCUGCACCUGGGGAAGGCCUUCGAGAUAACCUACGUACGAUUGAAAUUCUACACCAGUCGGCCGGAGAGCUUCGCCAUCUACAAGCGCACGGAGGAAGGUGGCCCCUGGGUGCCUUACCAGUUCUACAGCGCCUCGUGCAGGAAGACCUACGGGAAGGACGCCGGGGCCUACAUCCGCCCGGGGGAUGACGAGAGGACCGCUCUGUGCACGGACGAGUUCAGCGACAUCUCCCCCCUCACCGGGGGAAACGUGGCCUUCUCCACCCUGGAGGGGCGGCCCAGCGCGUACAACUUCGACCAAAGCGCAGUGUUGAAGGAAUGGGUCACAGCCACUGACCUGCUCGUCUCUCUGGACAGGCUUAACACCUUUGGAGACGAGUUCUUCAAGGACGCCAAAGUGUUGCGCUCGUACUUCUAUGCCAUCUCCGAUUUCUCCGUGGGCGGCAGAUGUAAGUGCAACGGUCACGCCAGCGAGUGCGUGGCGUCGGAGCGCCGGGGCCUGGUGUGCUCCUGCCAACAUCACACGGCGGGGGACGACUGCCAGAGAUGUCAGCCCUUCUACCAGGACAGGCCCUGGUUCAGGGCCACGGGGGACUUCGCCAACGAGUGUCUGAGGUGCAACUGCAGCGGGAGGUCCGACGAGUGCGUGUUCGACGCCGAGCAGUACCGCAGCACCGGCAGCGGGGGGCGCUGUGUGAGCUGCAGAGACAACACCGACGGGCCCCACUGCGAGCGCUGCAGGCGGAACCACUACCGGGCGUCUGCCGAGGAGCCCUGCCUACCGUGCAACUGCAACGUUAACGGUUCGGUGAGUCUGCAGUGUGAUGGAGAAGGCCGGUGUGCGUGUUCAGCCGGCGUGACGGGGGAGAAGUGUGACGCAUGUCGGGCUGGCUUUCACUCGCUCGGCCACGGCGGCUGCAGGCCCUGCGAGUGCGACCCCGGCGGCAGCGCGGGCGACUGCUCCCCCCUCGACGGACGCUGUCCCUGUAAGCCCAACGUGGAGGGGCACAGCUGUGACAGAUGCAAGCCGGGCUUUUUCAACCUCGAGCCGGUGAACCCGGCCGGAUGCCAGGCGUGUUUCUGCUUCGGCCACUCGCUGGCCUGCUCCUCCUCCUCCGACCGCUACGCCGCCGCCAGCAUCGCUUCUGACUUCCUUGAAGACCAGGACGGCUGGCUGGGAGAGUUCUCCGGAGGGCAGGAGUACCCCCUGCUGUGGAAGGAAGGCGAAGUCUACCUGCUGCCUCUCAGCGAGGAGGACGUCGGCUUCUACAAAGCCCCCGAGAAAUUCCUGGGUCAGCGAGUCUACAGCUACGGGCGGCUCCUCUCCGUCACCUUCGCCUCGGAGAUCGCCGAGCUGCUCCCCCGCCGCGUCACCUUGGUCCUCCAAGGCGCCGGAGUCGCCCUCGCCGCCGACCUCUCACCCCAGCCGGCGCACGCCGGCGGCAGCGACGGGGGCCGCACGCCGCGGCGCUCCUUCGUCGUCAGGCUUCAUGAAAACGAGAUGAGAUUCACACCUCCAUUGUCUGCCUCUGCGUUCCAACGACUGCUAAACAACCUGACAGCGCUCCGAAUCAGCAACGCCGGAGGACACAACUACACGUCGCAGCUUGCGGGGGUCGCGCUGACCUCGGCGCUCCUCUCCUCCGGCCCCGCCCACCCUCCUGCCCCGUGGGUGGAGUCCUGCUCCUGUCCCCCGGCGUUUGCGGGCCAGUUUUGCGAGCGGUGCGCCCCUGGCUUCACCCGGCGGGACCCCGCCGGAGGACCUCUCUCGCCGUGCGUGCCGUGCAACUGCAACCAGCACGGGACCUGCCAUCCAGAGACAGGCGCGUGCGAGUGCUCAGACUUCACCGCCGGGACGACCUGCGAGCGCUGCCUGGACGGUUACCACGGCAACGCCGUGAUUGGCACGCCCGGUGACUGCCGGCCGUGCCCCUGCCCGGGCCUCACCAGCUGUGCCGAAAUUGCCAAGACGGGACAGGUGGUCUGCACCAACUGCCCCGCGGGACAGACGGGCAUGCGCUGUCAGAUGUGCGAAGACGGUUACCACGGCGAUCCCCUGGGGCAAUCGGGCGCGGCUCGCCCGUGCGCCCGAUGCGACUGCAGCGGCAACGUGGACUUCAACGCGCUGGGGACUUGUGACCGCAUGACCGGGAAGUGCCUGAAAUGCCUGAGACACACCGAGGGCGACCACUGCCAGCGCUGCCAGCCGGGUUUCUACGGCGACGCCCUCAACCAGGCCGCUGGUUGCAAGCCGUGCAGCUGCAAUCCUGGAGGAACCUCUGGACAUGUGAAUGAGUGCCACCCCCAGACAGGAGAAUGCCAGUGCCUCGGCCACGUGACCGGACGGGAUUGCGGCUCUUGCGAGGUCGGCUUCUUCAACCUCCAGCCAGGCGUGGGAUGUGAGAGGUGCAAGUGCAAUCCGGUCGGCUCGCCGUCCGUGGCGUGUCAUCCCACCACAGGGCAGUGUGUGUGUCGAGCCGGGGUGGAGGGGCGCCUGUGCGGCUCCUGCCGCGUCGGCUUCUUUGGAUUCUCCUCGCGAGGCUGCAGAGCCUGUAACUGUGACCCAAUGGGCUCCACCUCGAUGCAGUGUCACGGUAACGGCACCUGCCACUGCCGCCGGGGCUCCGUGGGUUACAAGUGUGACCGAUGCGAGAUGAACUACUUCCACAGCAGGGCCACACACCAGUGUGAGGAGUGCCCCGUUUGCUACGGCCUCGUCAAGGAGAAGGCAGAAAAGAUGAGGACUCGCCUGCAGGAUUUGGAGAAGCUGCUGGCUCACUUUGGCUGCCGAGGGAGAUCCGGGAAGCAGCAGCACCCCCUGCUGAAGGGUCACAUGGCCAGGCUGUAUCAGGGGGAGGAGGCUCUGCCCAACGCUCUGGAGGAUUUCCUGGCCUUCCAAGAGGCUCGGGAGGCCUUCAUAAAACAAUUUUCUCUGCUUGGAGCUUCCCACGGCGCGCUCUUAGCCCAGCUGCACGGCAUUACAUCCGCGUUGAACUGCAGCAUCGGCGUGACGGAGGAAGAGGCGAAGGAGAGGAGGAAGAGGAAGGAGGAAGGGAGCAGGGGGGCGUGUCACACCUUCACACAAGCCGCGCUCGCGGUCGCCGCGUCUCAGAAGCGCCUCGAGGAGGCGACGCUGGACCUGGACAACAUGAUCUUUCCUUUUGAGGCGGCGUCGGAACCCAACGAAUGGAACACUUUGGUCAAUGACUCCCGGGCCCUGGUGAAAAGUCACAGAGAAACCGCGGAGCACAUCGAGGCCGCGGCCGGCAGGGCGGCCGGCGUGUCGGAGCGGACCCUGGCUCUCCUGCAGGAUCUUCUGCGGGACAACUCCACGGAGGAGUACGCCGGGAACCUGACGGAGCAGAUAACGCGGAUGCGGCGGCAGAGGGCCGACCUGACGUCGCGGGUUGACGACGCCGCCGCCGCCCUACAGCUGGCCCUGCGGGGGGAGGCGGCUGGUCUGAAGCCCGCCCUGGGUAACAUCACGUCGUCCUCCUUGCGUCAGACGCCCGAGCCGGACCAACCGCCCCCGACCAACCGCACGGCACCGACGGGGGAGGACCUGCUAAGACAAAAAGAAGAGCUGGACCAGCAGAUUCAGAUGAAGGACGAGCUCAUCGGAAAGAUCAGAGAGGAGGCGGAGCCUCUGAAACGCGCUGCCGGGGAAAAGAUGGAGGCGGUGGUUGACAUUAGUGAGACGCGAGCUCGCGCUGAGGGGGCAAAGGUCGUGGCUCUGUCGUCCGUGGUGACGGGGAAAGAGGUGGAGUCCGACGCCAUCGCCCUGCAUCGGGAACUGCAAUACAUGGUGAGGGAGUUUCCCCGCCGGCAGACCCAGACCAAGGCGGCCAUGAAGAAGACGAGACCCCUGGAGGAGAAGGUUCUAGCAGACGUCAGGAAAAGGGUCUCACAAAUUGAGAAGAUGCUGAAACCGGCGCUGGAGAACUCAAGCCUCUCCGGCAACGCCACGGAGGAAGCGGAAAGGAGAGCACACGCUGUGGCAAAGGAAUCCAAAGCCAUUCUGAGCCAGGCCAAGCAGGCCAGGACCGCGUCUGCUCACCUGGACUCCCACAUGGAGCCUGCUUUACAGCAGCUGGCUGAGCAGGAGACGCUGGCUGACUCGCUGCGCUCCCGGGUCCCCUCGGAGCCCGAGGUGUCCCUGGCCAGCGUUGUGGAGGACAUGGAGGCAGCCGAGCUCCAGCUAAAGGCCUAUUCCGCUACACUGACCGAGCUAAUCAGCAGCAUCGACGGGAACGUGCCGCUGGCGCGCUUCGACCGCAUUCUGGAGGAGACGGCGCGGCGCCUGGGGGUGCUGCGCGGGAGCGUCGAGAGCCCGGCGCUGGGCUCCAAGAUCCGGAGGCUGCAGUCGGCCGCCGAGGAGCAGCACAGCAGGAUGUCCGUCAUCGAGCAGGACCUGCAGGAGAUCCGGGAGGAGAGGGACAGUCUGAGGGACAUCGCUUUAAACCUGCCUCAGUCGUGCCCCGCAGGCCACAGGAGCAGGUAGAGGCUAGAUGUGUGUGCACUGCACUAGAAGACAGCAGAACAUCAUAGGAGUCAAGGGGGGUGGGGGGUCAUUUCCUAUUCUACUUAAGUUAUCUGUUCGAUCAUCUACAUUUAAGUGCGAUUCAUUCUACCACGCAUUUAGUUAAUAAAGUUUAUGGUCAUUUUUAUUAUUCUGCUUCACAAAAGUCAGAUAUAUCCUUUAAUUUCUCCCAUUUUUUCACACCCGAUCCUUGGUUUUCAUUCACCUUUCAUUAAUUUUUUCCCCCACUUGACAACGUCCAAAAUGUUUAAUUUCGCCGUGAAUAAUUAGCCAUCGUUCUGAACUGUCGAGUUUGAAAUAAUGCUUGUUUUCUUAUGUGUGGGGGUCAGCAGGUGAGUCGGCGGGGGGGGGGGGCUCCUGCGGACUGACGCCUUCAUUCACACUUGAGCUUCCUUUUGUCAGAGCGCUUUAAUUUAACAAUCCCGGGGGUCACGACCUUUGUGCCACUGGCUGGCUUCUGAUGGACGAAAUGUAAAAGCUUCAUUAAUAUUGUGAAUAUGACUCACGGAGGGAUGGGUUUAGCAAAGUGAUGUGCGAUGAACAUUUUGCAGUUUUUAAAUCACGUUGAAUACUUGAUACAGGAAUCAGAUUUAAGACAAACCACUUCCACAUUUACAUCUAUUAAUUGUUUUGAGUAUGUAGCAACCAUUUCAAAAUAAAGAAUACUUGAAAUA
This is a messenger RNA of Pungitius pungitius (ninespine stickleback), 5719 nucleotides long. RefSeq names its product laminin, gamma 3 (gene lamc3). The transcript is spliced from 28 exons. Gene Ontology annotation, cellular component: basement membrane. The record is from RefSeq and is a predicted model, not a curated record. Gene Ontology annotation, biological process: tissue development; animal organ morphogenesis; substrate adhesion-dependent cell spreading. Lineage: Eukaryota; Metazoa; Chordata; Actinopteri; Perciformes; Gasterosteidae. Bases 129 to 5006 code for a protein of 1625 amino acids.